AUGAAAACAGAAUCGAAUGCGGCUUCUUUUGGUGAUGUACAACAAUCAGAAUACUUUAAAUAAUUUUUAGUUGGAUAGAAUUUAGUUGAUUCAUCCACAUCAUUUGCCAGACUCAAUAGCAAAACGGUGACUGAAAGAAGUAUAAGGGAAUCCUUUUUGGAAGAACAAAAUUAUGAAGUCAUUCUUUAAUAAGUGAUGGCAAGCAAUAUAAGGUUAAUGGACAAGAUUACCAAAUGUUAAAACCUUGAAACCCAGGUUCAGUAGUUACAACGAAAGAAUUCCGAACUAGCCUCUCAAAUCCAGCACUUAUUAGACGCUAAUGCCAAGCUAUAACACGAACUAGACACUUGUAAAAAACAGAAACAAAAACUGCAGGAGGAGAUCAAGAAAAAUGAAAGGGAGAACAGAAAACUUUACUUGCCUGAACCUAAACUUACUAAUUUAAUGGACAUUAAUAAAAUCUUAAUGAACAGAACCGAGUCCUCCUUUCAAUUCUACAAAGAACCAACCUUGUCAUCCAAAUUUGGCAGUGCAAAGGCUCAUACUUCCAAUCCCUUCAUCUAUACAACCAGACCCUAAAGUCCUUCCACUAGUGUUAGAUAGAGUACGCCAACUUAAACGGAAACCAAGUCUCCUAUCUUAAUGUUCAAUAACACUGUGAAUUCUUGGAGAGACAGUAAAUACAAUAGGAAUGCUGCUGAAUUUAAGAAAUUUUAAUAGACGAUGGAAUAACUGGUCAGAAAAUCUAAAAAAAAUACUUGA
This is a messenger RNA of Paramecium tetraurelia, 762 nucleotides long. RefSeq lists its product as uncharacterized. The transcript is spliced from 2 exons. The record is from RefSeq and is a predicted model, not a curated record. NCBI's taxonomy places the organism in Eukaryota, Ciliophora, Oligohymenophorea, Peniculida, Parameciidae.